Trichoderma harzianum CBS 226.95 is the source of this 698-nucleotide messenger RNA. RefSeq lists its product as hypothetical. The coding region runs from base 4 to 375 and encodes 123 amino acids. The transcript has a single exon. The record is from RefSeq and is a predicted model, not a curated record. Lineage: Eukaryota; Fungi; Ascomycota; Sordariomycetes; Hypocreales; Hypocreaceae.
GGAAUGACACACAAACUUUAUCAACAGACAGACGUCUCUAGAUCCAUACAACUUUUGACGAUCCUCGUAUUUAUAGGUGCCUUAGCUAGGGCAGGCAGAAGUCAUUGCCUAAGGCCACAUCAACUGCGGCACAGUCACUGCCACUGCAACCGAUCGCUAGGCAACCACUGCAUCUGUGUGAAAAGGCAUCCAUGGAUCCAUCUUUUGAUUGAAGAAAUACUUCCGCGAUACAAACCCGGUACAAACCACCCCUCGUCCAAUGCCACCAGCCUUGGCCCGUCUCAGCGCUUCCAGUGGCCACGAGAUGCUCCCGUCAACCCCACCGUCUCGCAUCGGCAGCAGUCACGCGGGAGCUGCUGGUCCUGCCCGAUGUAGCGCGCGGUAGAUUUUCUGUAUCGCCCUGGACUGGGCUGUGACUCGUCGUUUUGCGCUGGGCAGGCAGACGAGGCAACCAGUCAGCAGCCAAAAGGCACAGAAGCAACUCAAGUCAUCUGGCAUCCGUCGCUUUAGGUGACUAACAGCAGUUACGUGGACGUGCCUCAACGGGUUGCAGCGGGCUGUGUGGCCACCGGUAAGGCAUUGAUGGAUUGGUGUUAGCAGCUUAGCAUUACCUUGGGCACAGUACUGUAACUAUAAGGUACCUGACCUUUACCUGUAGCUCUUUUGACUUGUCAUCGGCACCUUCGUCAUCUGGCCUU